UUUCUCUCACAACAUGUUCUUGUGACAAACUCGAGUAAACUUUCUUUUGUGCAGAAAACGCCUCACUCUGCUUCAUUAGUGGUUUUGACAUGCAUUUCGGAAAUAUCACCAUAUCUAAGAUAACGCGUUUUAAAGGAAUGCGAACUUUAAUCUGUCAUCACGGUAUUGUUUCCUUAACAAGCAAAGUUGAGGUAAUAUUUAACACUCCUGCUCUAUUCGACUCCGGGGAGCGUCAGCGCGCAACAGAGAACCCGAAUUGCGCUGGAUAAUAACGGAAUUCUAAACCAAGACUCUCGCAUUCCACUCUAAAAUGGGGGUUGGAAAAUGGAUUCUGGCAGCAUUUGGAGUCGUAGUGGUAGUUGUGGUAAUAGCGGUUCCAACAGCCAUUUUACUCAACGAUGAUAAAACUGAAUCCCAGAGGACUUUUACUCUAGAAGAUUACUUCAAUGGAACUGGAAGAACCAAGUCAUACAACAUGCGAUGGGUCUCAGAUGAUGAAUAUCUUCACAAGACAGAAGAUGGUUCAUUGCUUCUGAUCAAUGCAGCCACAGGAAGUGAAAGUGAAUUUGUGAACCAACAGAUAUUUUCCCGUGUGGAAGCUUUUGACUACAUGGUAUCAGCCGAUCAAAAAUACAUCUGUUUCCUGAGCAACUAUACAAAGCUAUGGAGACACUCCUACAGUGCAUCGUAUUCAAUCUACGACAUGGAAAAAAGGGAUUUUAUUAAUACAGAUAUCCCACAUGAAGUCCAGUAUCUAGCAUGGUCACCAGCUGGCCAUAAACUAGCUUUUGUGUGGAAAUACAAUGUCUAUGUGAAGGAAACUCCCACGACUGCAUUCAAGCAGGUCACUACUGAUGGAGCCCAUAACUUGAUCCUCAAUGGGAUUCCUGACUGGGUGUACGAGGAGGAGAUGUUUUCCACCAACUUUGCUCUGUGGUGGUCACCAAAUGGGAGGUUUGUGGCGUACGCCAAAUUUAACGACACGGGAGUCCACAACAUUGAGUAUUCAUGGUACGGAGAAGGCCAGUAUCCAGAAACGGUCUUUAUACCAUACCCCAAGGCUGGAACCCCAAACCCAACCGUCAAACUGUUUGUCUAUGAUACAAACUCAUCCACGACCAAUGAAAUCCUGGUUCCCAGUGUUGUUGGUGCAGGAGACCACUACCUGAGCACUGUUACCUGGGCAUUAGAAGAGCGAAUUGCAGUGCAGUGGCAGAAGAGAACGCAGAGCUAUGUUAUUUUGCAGGCAUACGACUUCAACAGCACCGGUUGGAUAGAAAGUUCACUGAGCCAGACUAUCACAAGCAGCACGGGCUGGGUUGGCCAUUUCUCUCCAGAUCAACCUGUCUUUCGACCGGACGGCAACAGUUGUUACUAUUUUAUGAGUGACAGCGCGCAAUUUAAACAUCUUGUUUAUUUCAGUGGAACUGAAAAAAAGUUCCUGACAAGCGGAAAUUGGGAGGUCACUAGCAUCCUUAAGGUCACGAGCAAUGCUGUAUACUUUGUGAGUAAUGAGAACAAUGCGAAUCCGGGCCAAAGGAACGUUUACAAAAUCACCAUAAACGGUGCUUCUCAUUCUGAGCGUGAGUGUCUGACCUGUACCCUCAAUGAAGAUCGGUGCAAAUAUAAUUCUGCCCUGUUUAGCACUGAAGGAACCUACUACCUCAUGAGCUGUUCUGGGCCUGGACUGCCUCUGCAUACACUGAGAAACAGCCAAGAUGGAACGGAGGUGAGAGUUCUUGAAGACAACAAAGAUUUGGAAAAUAAUCUGCAGGGUAUUGCAAUGCCAUCAGUUACACAUGGCAAGCUGAAGAUCGGAGAGUUUGACCUUUGGUACCAGAUGACUCUGCCUCCUAAUUUUGACAAAUCCAAAAAAUAUCCUCUGCUUAUUGAUGUAUAUGCGGGCCCCUGCAGUCAGAAGUCAGAUUUCCGAUUCAGGGUGGGUUGGUCCACAUAUUUGGCCAGCACAGAGCAAGUGAUUGUGGCCAGCUUUGAUGGGAGAGGAAGUGGUUACCAGGGAGACAAAAUCAUGCAUGCCCUCUACAAACGACUUGGCACUUAUGAAGUCGAGGAUCAGAUAACAGCUGCUAGACAAUUUAUUGACAUGGGCUUUAUUGAUAAAGACAGAAUUGCCAUCUGGGGCUGGUCUUACGGUGGUUAUGUCAGUUCGAUGGUUUUGGGAGCCGGAAGUGGAGUUUUUAAAUGCGGAAUGUCCGUCGCUCCAGUGUCUAAAUGGGAGUAUUAUGACUCUAUUUACACUGAGAGGUACAUGCUGACGCCAGCGGAGAACCAGGCCUUUUAUGAUAGUUCUACAGUGAUGGAAAGAGCCAAGAACUUUAAAUCGGUCAAGUACCUCUUGGUGCACGGCACGGCUGACGAUAAUGUUCACUUCCAACAAUCUGCUCAGAUCUCUAAAGCACUCGUGGAUGAACAAGUGGACUUUGAUGCAAUGUGGUACACUGAUGACGACCACAGUCUGGGCGGCUUGUCCAAUCAGCACGUGUACACUCACUUGAGUCACUUUCUGAAAAACUGCUUUGCUUGAACUUGUGAAACAUUGAACUUACACUGGACCAAAUAAGAGCACCCUGAACCCACAGCACUGAACCCACAUUACUUCCAGACAACUUCACAGACUCAGAUGCGUCAGACGUGUGCGAUUUCCCCAUCAGCAGCCAGCCAUCAGUACAGCUACUGUACUGUGAUGCAAUAACUGACUCGUUUUAUUCACACCUUUAUCAGUUUUAACUGUACAGUCUGAACAACUGAGUCAUGAGUCUUUAGUACAUUGAAGAAGAAGAGAAAAAAAAAAAAGCAGAAAUACUUACUGGAUAAACACAAAGCUUCAUGAGCUAGCUAAAGAGAAA
Messenger RNA from Labeo rohita (rohu), 2867 nucleotides. RefSeq names its product dipeptidyl-peptidase 4 (gene dpp4). Gene Ontology annotation, molecular function: serine-type endopeptidase activity; dipeptidyl-peptidase activity. The record is from RefSeq and is a predicted model, not a curated record. The transcript is spliced from 26 exons. The coding region runs from base 311 to 2545 and encodes 744 amino acids. NCBI's taxonomy places the organism in Eukaryota, Metazoa, Chordata, Actinopteri, Cypriniformes, Cyprinidae. Gene Ontology annotation, biological process: proteolysis.